GAUAAAAUUUGUACGUCAUUCAUUUGAGGUUAAAGAAAGUCAAAAUCGCGUGAAAAUCUAUCGUUGUCAUAACUAAUAACUAGUGAAACUUUUGGACUUGGCAUGUUACGUAUCCAAAUCUUCGAAUGAAAUAAUUUCAAAGUAAGUAAUGGAGUAUGAAUGUGAAGAACAAGAAGAAGAAAUUGUUUUUAAAGAAGAAUGCUUAAAUGGCCCCCUUGCGCUUAAAGUAGGUAAUAAUGAAGGUCUUGGUUCUUUUUUCUACAAAACAAUGUUCGAAAAUAUGGGCAGAAUAUAUCAGGUAGAUUCCUCAACCGGCAAAGUAGAAACCUGCGGAUCAAUAAGAGAAAGGGCAAUCAAAAUAGCAACAGAGUUAAAACAUAUGAAUGUAACACCUGAAGACAUCAUUAUGGUAUGCGUUAGACUCCAUCCAGAACAAGCCACGAUACUACUUUCGAUUUUCCUACUUGGUGCAAUAGUUGCUCCAAUAGAUCCCGAAAUGACUUUGACUGAGAUGAAGGAAACCUUGAUUAAAUUACGCCCAAAAGUGAUAUUUUGUGAUUUAAGAAACGCUGCUCACAUUGAAAGGUCCCUGAUGGAAGCAAAACUCUACAAACAAGUCCAUGUGAUUCACAUAGGAGGCGACCCAACGAGCAAAAAGUCACUCGAUUCAGUUUUGGUGAAGGAACCAGACAUCAGCUUCCAGCCAACCAUUAUACAAGAUUCAAAGAAGAAAAUCUGUUUGAUUAUCGCAACCCAAGGGACUACAGGAUCACCAAAACUUGUCUGCCAUUCCGAUUAUGCUCUAACAUACCAGAUAUAUUUACACAGACAGAUCAUCCUCGAAACAACUAGCAGACUGCUGUCAUUCUUUCCUCUCAAUUGGAUUCUGCAAGUUGUGUUAUGUUGCCUUUGUUAUAUCACAUCCAUUGUUAAAGUGUUACCGUCGUCCUACUCAGAACGAGCAAUAGUGCGAUUGAUCCAUGACUACAGAAUCGACACUCUGAUUAUCAGUACAAAGGAUUGCCUAAAGAUUGUCAAACACGACUCUGUUAAUGAUUUUAAUCUCGAUUGCCUUAAGAAUAUUUUUAUUGGAGGCGACAUUUCAACUCCACUGGAGAUUGUUAAUAUCCACAGAAAGAUAAACGGGGCGAGAUUAAUUCAAUUCUUUGCACUAACCGAGAUGUGUGGAACAGUUGCUUCAUUUGUUAGCGAAUCUUUCGACUUCAUGAGUCCAGCAUCAACUGGAAAACUCAUGCCUGGGUUUAAAAUAAAAAUUGGCGAUCUAAACACCAGAGUAUCCCAACCUCCAAAUACUUGGGGGGAACUUACCAUUACUGGACCAAGUGCCAUGUUGAAAUACUUCAAAGGGAACAUUCCAUCUAGCAUUUAUAUGGAAAAAGGGUAUUUUAGAACGGGAGAUCUAGCAGAAUACGAUUCUCAAGGACAUUUAUACGUGCUAGGAAAAGUUACUGAUUUAAAGGAGACAGAAUCAACGAAAUUUUGUUUACUUGAAAUCGAAGAAAUCUUAAUGGACCAUCCGCUUGUUUCAGAAGUUGCCGUUAUUGCCGACAAUAAAGACAUAAUUGCUUGUGUUGUAAAGGUUGAAUAUUCAAAUUUGACCGUGAAAUCGUUAGAAGAAUUUAUUGAGCAAAAUCUCGCACCCCAAAUGAGACCUACUAAAAUCAAGAUACUAUCUGAAUUUCCGAAGACGAACAUAGGAAAGACCAGAAAGAUAAUUUUGGAACAAAACUAUUUAAAAGUUCCAAUUCAGCGUAGUAUUGGCAAUUUAAGUGUUUAAAGUUAAGAAUAAAAUUUAUGAUAUACCACCUGUACAGAAAAGAAAAGAUAUUAAAUUUGGUAUCAUUAAAUAUACGUAUAAUUAAUAAUUUGAACAUUGUUCGCCAUUAAAUCUUGUCAUAGAUCUUGUAAAAUCCAAAGUUAUACAUUCAAGCAUUUCGAAGAACAAAAUAUUGUAAUGAUUAUCUUUAUCGGAGAAUAAAUUUGAUUAACGCUAUAUCUACCUAAAGUUACUUUGAUUACCUUGAAACAAUAAUUUAUUAACUACGCCAGACUUGAACAUUUUUGGCACCGUAUAAAUAAACUACAUAACUUAUUUAAUUUGGUGCUUGAACAAAGGUACCCCCUCUGAAAGUUAAAGAGAAUGCGCAAUUCCUAUUAAUGUUUUUCUGUAUUAUUUGAGAAAGUUUGUGAAAAGAUUCAUUAUGUUUUCGACCUGAUACAUAGAUGAGGCAAGUAGUUCUAAUUUCGUACUGUCGUUCUAUAAAACAUCCAUCCCUUAAUAACUUAAUUGCAUACCAAAUUUCAAGUCAAUAAGCCUGCAAUAAUACAUCUAAUGGCAUGGUAAAGAAAACCCCAUGUCAUUUUUAUUGGAGAAAUAAGGUUUGAAACUCUCAAUACUAAGACUCCUAUCAGAAGCUUUCAAUGAUAAGACUACGGAUUUCUGAAUGUAUCAAGUAAUUUAGAAGUGCUAAUGAAGAAAAUUUAUCAAGAUUCCGGCGACACCCAAAUGGAAUUCCUGUUAUUUUAUUGCGUCAAUUCACAACUGCGUAUGAGAUUUUGAUCCACUACUACUUCUUAAAGUAUACAACAGUUAGAGCAAUAUUGAGCGUCAGGUGAACUAAUCCCAAAGAAGAAGGAACCAUUUUGUCAACGAAUAAGGCCAGAUAUACGAUAAAAGGAAUAUCAUUUGUUGAUUACCUCUGGAAUAAUAAAACCGUCAAUGUUAAGUACCACUUACCAACUUACUACAAAGUUUGAGUGGCGAAUAAAAGGGAAGACAACUACAUCCGGCGAAAAAUAGAUUUCGUCUUCCCAUUGCAAUGCACCAGAACACACGUCAGUUGUAGCAAUGCCUAAAAUCAAUGAAUUAAAGUCUGGACUAUCUCUCCAACCGCUUUAAUUGCCAGAUUUAAGACCCAGUGACUAUCUACUAUUACCUAUCUGUAAAUGGGCGAAUAGCACUAUGAAAUAUAUAUUACUGUAUAAGAGCACUGUUAUAAAAUACGAAAAUAAGC
Messenger RNA from Agrilus planipennis (emerald ash borer), 3035 nucleotides. RefSeq names its product 4-coumarate--CoA ligase-like 7. Gene Ontology annotation, molecular function: long-chain fatty acid-CoA ligase activity. Gene Ontology annotation, biological process: long-chain fatty acid metabolic process; fatty-acyl-CoA biosynthetic process. Bases 149 to 1798 code for a protein of 549 amino acids. Lineage: Eukaryota; Metazoa; Arthropoda; Insecta; Coleoptera; Buprestidae. The record is from RefSeq and is a predicted model, not a curated record. The transcript has 5 exons.